AUGGAUGACGUCAAGCUCGCGACGAACCGGCGGCACUUUCUGGGGGCGUUGUCGGCGGCCGGGCUCGGGUCGACCCUGCUCCCCGGCGCCCUCGUGGCGGUGGCCCAGGAUGCGGACGUGGUCACGGUGGAGAUGCUCGAGGCGGCGCAGCGGCUCGCGGGGCUGCAGUUCACGCCCGACGAGCUCCAGCGGCUGGCCGAGCGCCUGAACGGCGCGGGUGACCGGCGGCGGGACUACGAGACGCUGCGGGCCGCGAACCUCGGGAACUCCCAGCAGCCGGCCAUCGUGUUCAAUUCGGUGCCGCCGGGCAUGACCCUGCCGGCCGAGCGCGGUCCCCAACCGGCGCGAGCCGGUCACCGUCGCCAUGCCGGCCAGCGACGAGGCCCUGGCCUUCCUGCCCGUCACCCAUCUCGCACGGCUCGUCGAGACGCGGCAGGUCAAGCCGUCGGAGCUGACCGAGCUCUACCUGGCGCGGCUGAAGCAGCACGAUCCGGCGCUGCACUGCGUGGUCAGCUACACCGAGGACCUCGCCCGGCGCCAGGCCCGGCGGGCCGACGAGGAGAUCGCGGCGGGGACCUACCGGGGGCCGCUGCACGGGAUUCCCUGGGGCGCCAAGGACCUCCUCGCGGUGCGGGGGACCCGAACCACCUGGGGCGCCUCGCCCUAUCGGGAGCAGACCAUCGACACCGACGCGACCGUCUAUCGCAGGCUCACCGAGGCCGGGCCGUACUGGUGGCGAAGCUGUCGAUGGGGGCCCUGGCCUCCGGCGACCGCUGGUUCGGUGGCCGCACCCGCAGCCCCUGGAACCUCGAGCAGGGAUCCAGCGGAUCGUCGGCCGGCCCGGGGGCGGCGACCGCGGCCGGUCUCGUCGGGUUCUCGAUCGGCACCGAGACCCGCGGGUCCAUCAUCUCGCCCUCGACCCGGAACGGGGUCACCGGCCUGCGGCCGACGUUCGGCCGGGUGAGCCGCCACGGCGCGAUGGCCCUGAGCUGGACCAUGGACAAGAUCGGCCCGAUGUGCCGGUCGGCCGAGGACUGCGCCCUCGUCUUCGCGGCCAUCCAGGGACCGGACGGGCUCGACAACACCCUGCUCGACGUGCCGUUCAACUGGGACGCGGCCAGCGACCGGGCCGGCCGCCGGCAGACGCUCGGCAACAACCGGGCCGCCCUCGACGCGAUCCGCGGCCUCGGGGUGCAGGUGGCGCCGCUCGACCUGCCCGAUCUGCCGAGUGGGGCGAUCGGCUUCAUCCUCGGCACCGAGGCGGCGGCGGCGUUCGACGUGCCGACCCUGAACGCCCGGCUCGACGGCAUGCGGGACGAGCCCGAGCGCAGCCGGUGGCCGGACAGCUUCCGGGUAUCCCGCUUCGUGCCGGCCAUCGAGUAUCUGCAGGCCAAUCGCCUGCGCAUGCGCAUCAUCGAGGACCUGCACGAGGCGCUCGGCGACUUCGACCUGUUCGUCGGCAGCAACCUCGGGUUGACGAACCUGACCGGGCAUCCCGAGAUCAGCAUGCCCAGCGGGUUCCACGAGGGGAGCCCCACCAGCCUGCGGUUCACCGGCAAGCUGUUCGGGGAGCGGGAGAUUCUGCGUCUGGCCCACGCGUUCCAGAUGGCCACCGACCACCAUCUGCAGCACCCGCCGCUGUAG
Messenger RNA from Geodia barretti, 1644 nucleotides. The record is from the annotation of a GenBank genome assembly. NCBI's taxonomy places the organism in Eukaryota, Metazoa, Porifera, Demospongiae, Tetractinellida, Geodiidae.